CGGAGGGAUCAGAGGCCCAGGCAGGGCCCGGGGCAGCACGAUGGCCACACCAGGCAGUGACCUCAGCACCAGGAUGUCUGCAGAAGAACAGGUCAUAUAUAACACCGUUAAGGAGACUGCAGGCAAGCUCUUCAAAAAAUAUAAGGUGGACAUUUCAGGUGCAAUAAAAACAACAUUUCCUUUCCUUGAACUUCUCCGGGAUCGUGGAUUCAUCACCAAUGAAAUGUAUGCUGCGUCGCAAGUAUGUUGCAAAACACGGCGUUCUAUAGAAGAAAUCUUAUAUGAUCUUCUGAGUGAAUUGGAGGAGACCUUUGACCUGCCCCUUCUGGAUGCUUUGUUCAGCAAGGUCAUCAUGGAGAAGUAUCCUGAUUUAAAACACAUUUACAGAAUCUUCAGAAAUGAGAUACCAAACAUAAGCUGUUUCCUAGAAAAUGGACCAGAAGAAAACCAGGAGAGAUCUGGUAUCCACCUAAGCAUUGAACAAGGUGAUUGCAACCAGAUAAAAGCUGACUCUCAUCUGCUAGGAGGAAAGGAGAAAGGGCGUCGGUCCCUGAGGCCUGAGUAA
Messenger RNA from Pteronotus mesoamericanus, 565 nucleotides. Its product is annotated as nuclear body protein SP140-like protein. The transcript has 4 exons. Gene Ontology annotation, molecular function: DNA-binding transcription factor activity, RNA polymerase II-specific. Gene Ontology annotation, cellular component: nucleus. Lineage: Eukaryota; Metazoa; Chordata; Mammalia; Chiroptera; Mormoopidae. The record is from RefSeq and is a predicted model, not a curated record. The coding region runs from base 41 to 565 and encodes 174 amino acids. Gene Ontology annotation, biological process: regulation of transcription by RNA polymerase II.